Vicia faba (fava bean) is the source of this 432-nucleotide messenger RNA. The record is from the annotation of a GenBank genome assembly. Lineage: Eukaryota; Viridiplantae; Streptophyta; Magnoliopsida; Fabales; Fabaceae.
AUGUUCCGCGAGCAGACAGUGCUGCUGGAUGCUGAGAGGGAGAUGCUGGUCCUGGAGAAGGAAAGGUCGGGGAAGCUGACCGAGGAGGGAGAGUUUCUCCGUGCGGACAGGAAUCGUCUGGAGACUGACAUCGGGCGCUUGACCCAACAAAUCGAGGACAUGAGAGUCGCCAUGCUUCCUGCCGAGGAUGAGCCGGAGGACAUAGCGGCUUUGAAGAGUCGAUCGGAGUUGGUCGCCCAUAUCCGGCUACUCGAGGCAGAUUGCGUCGGUGCUCUGGAGGAGGGGUUCGACUCUGCAGUCGGCCAGCUUUCCUUGUUAAACCCUGGUUUGGUCACUGAGGGGACGGGCAACACACAUCAGAUCGUGGAUGGCGUGAUCGUGCCCUCGCCCGACUCUCCAGUUGUCGACAAUGAUGGUUCUGGGGAAGCCUGA